Molecule: messenger RNA, 1584 nt
Organism: Chrysochloris asiatica (Cape golden mole)
Lineage: Eukaryota; Metazoa; Chordata; Mammalia; Afrosoricida; Chrysochloridae
Gene: STK35
Product: serine/threonine kinase 35
Exons: 3
Coding region: 1-1584 (527 amino acids)
Biological process (GO): autophagosome organization; autophagy; protein autophosphorylation
Cellular component (GO): cytoplasm; autophagosome
Molecular function (GO): ATP binding; protein serine/threonine kinase activity
Source: RefSeq, a predicted model, not a curated record
AUGGGCCACCAGGAGUACUCGCUAGCCCGAGCGCCGGCUGGAGGUGCGACUUAUAUAAAGGGGUUAUGUAAAAGGUACAGCUGGCGCGAACACGUGGAGAGCCGUAGGAGUCUGGACGCCGCCGGGGCAGCAAGAUCCCUCGCAAGCCUGGCCCUGGCCACCGCUUCCGACGCUGCUCAGUCCCGGAGGCGGCUCAGGUCGGGAGCAGCCCAACCCCAGACGAACACUCCAGGGGGAAAACGGGCCGCCCGGAAGUGGAGGGGCGCCCGCCAGGUCGCAAUCCAAGGUCUCGCUCCUCCGCGUCCCGGGUCCGGACGGAGGGAUGAGGCAGGGGGGGCAAGAGCAGCGCCGUUGCUGCUCCCCCCGCCGCCCGCAGCCAUGGAAACGGGGGAGGAGGACGGCGCCCGCAGAGGUACACAAAGCCCCGAGAGGAAAAGGCGAAGCCCAGUGCCGCGGGCACCCAGCGCUAAGCUGAGGCCGGCGGCGGCCCAGGCCAUGGAUCCCGCGGCGGUCGAGGCCCCUGGCGAGGCCUACCUGGCGCGGCGAAGGCCGGAGGGUGGCGGCGGGUCGGCGAGACCGCGCUACAGCCUGUUGGCGGAGAUCGGGCGCGGCAGCUACGGCGUGGUUUACGAGGCGGUGGCUGGGCGCAGCGGGGCCCGAGUGGCGGUCAAGAAGAUCCGCUGCGACGCCCCUGAGAACGUGGAGCUAGCGCUGGCCGAAUUCUGGGCCCUGACCAGCCUCAAGCGGCGCCACCAGAACGUCGUGCAGUUUGAGGAGUGUGUGCUGCAGCGCAACGGGCUAGCCCAGCGCAUGAGCCACGGGAACAAGAACUCGCAGCUUUACCUGCGUUUGGUGGAGACCUCGCUUAAAGGGGAAAGGAUCCUGGGGUAUGCUGAGGAGCCUUGCUAUCUCUGGUUUGUCAUGGAGUUUUGUGAAGGUGGAGACCUGAAUCAGUAUGUCCUGUCUCGAAGGCCAGACCCAGCCACUAACAAAAGCUUCAUGCUACAGCUCACAAGCGCCAUAGCCUUCUUGCACAAAAACCACAUCGUGCACAGGGACCUAAAGCCAGACAACAUCCUCAUCACGGAGCGAUCUGGCUCCCCCAUCCUCAAGGUGGCUGACUUUGGACUGAGCAAGGUCUGUGCUGGACUGGCUCCACGAGGCAAAGAGGGCAAUCAAGACAACAAAAAUGUGAAUGUGAAUAAGUACUGGCUGUCCUCAGCCUGCGGCUCAGACUUCUACAUGGCCCCUGAAGUCUGGGAGGGACACUACACAGCCAAGGCUGACAUUUUUGCCCUGGGCAUUAUUAUCUGGGCAAUGAUCGAACGAAUCACUUUCAUUGACUCUGAGACCAAGAAGGAGCUCCUGGGGACCUACAUCAAACAAGGGACUGAGAUCGUCCCAGUUGGUGAGGCGCUGCUAGAAAACCCAAAGAUGGAGUUGCACAUACCCCAGAAACGCAGGACUUCCAUGUCUGAGGGGAUCAAGCAGCUCUUGAAAGAUAUGUUAGCUGCUAACCCACAGGACCGGCCUGAUGCCUUUGAACUUGAAACCAGAAUGGACCGGGUCACAUGUGCUGCUUAA